This is a messenger RNA of Austrofundulus limnaeus, 786 nucleotides long. RefSeq names its product transmembrane p24 trafficking protein 5 (gene tmed5). The record is from RefSeq and is a predicted model, not a curated record. Lineage: Eukaryota; Metazoa; Chordata; Actinopteri; Cyprinodontiformes; Rivulidae.
UCCUGAGCUGUCGGCAGCCUUCAGUCACUGGUUGAAGUUAACUUUGAGCUAUCGUUCAAACCCUGUCGGAGCUGUGUUUCAGAGUUGUUUGCUGACAGAACUGAGGUGUUUUUGGACUUUGUGAGCCGCAGGUUCGACCAUGGAGCCAGCCCGGCCGUGUUUGUGUCUGCUGUCCGUGUUUGUGUCGCUGCUCUCGGACAGGUUUGUGGCGGUGCUCGCCUUCUCCCAGGCUGCGGACAGCGACUUCACGUUCACCCUACCUGCUGGUCGGAAGGAGUGUUUCUACCAAACCAUGAAGGCAGAGGGCUCGCUGGAAAUUGAAUAUCAGGUGGACACCAUCAACAACGUGAAGUCUCGGCUGGGCAAAAGCUCGCAGAUCCAGGCGGUGCUGCGGGCUUUUGAAGCUCGCGACCGAAACAUCCAGGAGAGUAACUUUGACAGGGUGAACUUCUGGUCUGUGGUCAACCUGUGUGUGAUGCUGCUGGUGUCGGCUGUUCAGGUCUAUCUGCUCCGCUCGUUGUUCACAGACAAAAGGAAAAUUCGCACGUAACGCUACAUGUAUUGUAAGGACAAGAAACUAUAAUGUUACAAAUAAUGUUUGUUUUUCAGGUUUUCUUUCCUAAUGUUUCACACACAAAAUCUGCAUUAAUACAGACACAGUUCUUAUUGUCAGUCCUAUCAGUCCCUCUACUCUUCAUUCAUUAUAUCUCUUUAUCUAGARUUGUACUUUUUAUACAAUCCUUUCUACCUGCUCAAGUUGUUUACUAAAACACUGCAAAAACUGUC